Messenger RNA from Python bivittatus (Burmese python), 4037 nucleotides. It is a transcript of the gene USP8, whose product is annotated as ubiquitin specific peptidase 8. Gene Ontology annotation, molecular function: cysteine-type deubiquitinase activity. The record is from RefSeq and is a predicted model, not a curated record. NCBI's taxonomy places the organism in Eukaryota, Metazoa, Chordata, Lepidosauria, Squamata, Pythonidae. Gene Ontology annotation, biological process: protein deubiquitination.
AGUGGAAUUAUUUUUUACCAACGAAGAAGAGAUCAACUUCCACAUCCGGUAACAAGGGCCCCUCUACAAAAAAGGCGCAGACUGACCUGGAAAAGCUUGGCCGGCCCGGCCAUCGGAGGCAACUUAUUACUUGUGACAAAACCGCGAAAACAGUUUGAAGAUGAAAGGAUGUUCAUCUCUUUACAUAGGAGGAUACUGUAUUUACUGAUGGAUCAUUAUGGAUAAACUCCAAAGGCCAUCCAAUUAGUAGACAGAGCAAUGGCUAACUUACCAUGAAGAUACCCAAAAAACGACGACUGAACCUGUAACAUCCUUUUGAGGAGACAUUGUAGUAUAUUAACAUGCCUACCCUGGCUUCUGUACCUAAAGAUCUCUACCUCUGCACAUCGUUGAAAGAUCUGAACAAAAAGACAGAAAUAAAGGCAGAGAAAACAAGUACUAAAAAUUACGUGCAGAGCGCUGUUAAGAUCUUCAAGGCAGCCGAGGAAUGCCGGUUGGACAGAGAUGAAGAGAAGGCCUAUGUACUUUACAUGAAAUAUAUAACUGUAUAUAAUCUUAUUAAAAAGAGGCCUGACUUCAAACAGCAGCAAGAUUACUUUCAUUCAUUACUUGGACUAACAAAUAUCAAAAAGGCCCUUGAAGAGGCCGAACGACUUUCAGACAGUCUUAAGCUCAGGUAUGAAGAAGCAGAAGUGCGAAAGAAACUGGAGGAGAAGGAAAGGCAAGAGGAACAGCAGCUGAAAAAGCAAGAAUUGAAAGACGAUGUUAAAACCUCUUCAGAAAUUUCAUCAGAUCCCAAAGGAAAAAAUCAGCUGAUCAAUGGAGACAAGAAAAAUUUGGCAGACAAAAAGGAUUCUUCUGAGAAUGGAACAGUCACAGCUGAGAAGCUGUUUACAAUGAUGAUGGAUAAAAGCACCAAGGUUAUGGUCAUGGAUGCCCGGUGCUUAAAGGAUUACAAGGAAUCCUGCAUUAUAAAUUCUGUUUGUGUUCCAGAAGAAGCUAUCAGUCCUGGAGUCACUGCUAACUGGAUUGAAGCUAAACUGCCAGAUGCUUCUAAAGAGCCAUGGAAAGAGAGGGGCCAAGUUGAUUAUGUUGUCUUGCUUGACUGGUUUAGUACAGCAAAGGACUUAAAGUUAGGAACAACUUUACGAAGCCUCAAAGAUGCACUUUUCAAGUGGGAAAGUAAAGCCGUGCUACAGAACGAGCCUUUGGUCUUAGAUGGAGGUUAUGAAAACUGGCUGCUUUGCUAUCCUCAGUAUACAACCAAUGCCAAAGUGACUUUGCCCCAACGUGGCCAGAAGGAAACCGUUUCUGUGUCUUUGGACUUUACUUAUCCAUCAUUGGAAGAGCCAGUUCCAGCUCCCCUGCCUGUUGUCUAUGUCAAACCAUCUGUGGUAGAAGUGACUGAAAAAUCAGAUACUACAGAUGAGCAGGAGAAGAAAACAGAGGUACUUAGAUCGCUAAUUCCUAGUGGAACAAUUGCUGCUGCUCCUACAGGUAUUCUCAGCCAGCCAUUGCCUGCCAUGAAGAUUAUUCCUCAGGUGGAUCGUACAAAAAAACCUUCCACAAAAAUUCCAGAUGACCAUAAGGCAAAGGCUGAAAGUCCGGCGGUUGGUAAGCAGCUAGAUUCCAGUGGGAAACUGGUUCCAGAUCGUUCCACGAAGCCAUCGCUGGAUGCAAAGCCCAACCUGACGGACGAAGAGAGAAGCCCAGGGCCCUUGAGAAAGGCUGCUCUGUUGGAGAAAAACGAGCAAGAAGAAGAAGGGCAAGAAGAGCAGAGGGAGGUCGAAAGACAGGAAAGGGUGGAACCGAGGGCCAGGGAGGAUCGUGGAGACUGGGAAGGCAGAGGACAUCUCCAGAGAUAUAAGGAAGAUCAAGAGAGGAAGGAGAAAGAAGAGCAGCCCAGUAAAGGGGCUGAUAGAAAACAAGAUGUGGAGAAAGUUCCCAGAGAGUUAGCUGACGUGAAAAAGAAAAGUACAGCUGUGAAUGAAACCCCCGAAGUGAGGAAAGCUGACACUGACAAAAGUACUGCCAGCGAAAAGGAAAAAGUUAUCUGGACUCCAGAAAUCCAGAGGCGCAGAUUUGCAGAAGAAUCCCAAGGGCCUUUGAGGGGGGAUUCUGGCUUGAGCAAGUCCCAACGGGAACCAUUAACAAGAGCCCGGAGUGAGGAGAUGGGGAGGAUCAUCCCAGGAUUGCCUCAUGGUUGGGCCAAGUUUCUUGAUCCAGUCACUGGGACUUUUCGGUACUACCACUCACCCACCAAUUCAGUCCACAUGUAUCCGCCGGAAAUGACUCCAUCAGCCACUCCACCCACUACCCCACCGACUCAUAAGCCAAAGCCUCCAUCUACUGAUCUGCGGGACAGAGAACACUCCAAACUGAAACGCUCUUACUCUUCACCAGACAUAACUCAGGCUGUUCAAGAGGAAGAGAAGAAGAAAAUCCCCACUCCUACUGUUAAUCGUGAGAAUAAGCCAGUAUGCUAUCAAAAAACGGAAAUUUCCAGGCUUUCAGCAUCACAGAUCCGCCAUCUGAAUCCUGUGUUUGGGGGGAUGGGACCAGCUCUGACUGGCCUUCGUAAUUUGGGAAACACUUGCUAUAUGAAUUCUGUGCUCCAGUGCUUGUGCAACGCCCCACACCUGGCUGAUUAUUUCAAUAGGAACUACUAUCAAGAAGAUAUCAACCGAUCCAACUUCUUGGGGCACAAAGGCGAAGUGGCUGAAGAGUUUGGCAUUAUCAUGAAAGCUCUCUGGACAGGGCAGUACAGGUACAUCAGCCCCAAAGACUUCAAAAUCACCAUUGGGAAGAUUAACGAGCAGUUUGCUGGGUACAGUCAGCAAGAUUCUCAAGAGCUGCUUUUGUUUUUAAUGGAUGGCCUUCAUGAAGACUUAAAUAAAGCGGACAACCGAAAGCGCUAUAAAGAAGAAAAUAACGACCACCUGGAUGACUUAAAAGCAGCCGAUCUUGCCUGGCACAAGCACAAACAGCUCAACGAAUCUAUUAUCGUAGCACUCUUUCAAGGCCAGUUCAAAUCCACAGUGCAGUGUCUGACGUGUCACAGAAAGUCACGGACGUUUGAGGCUUUCAUGUAUUUAUCUUUGCCACUUGCCUCCACUAGUAAAUGCACCCUACAGGAAUGCCUUAGAUUAUUUUCCAAAGAAGAAAAACUGACGGAUAACAAUCGAUUUUAUUGCAGCCAUUGCAAAACUCGAAGAGAUUCCUUGAAAAAAAUAGAAAUAUGGAAGUUGCCACCUGUCCUUUUAGUACACUUGAAAAGAUUUUCAUACGAUGGACGGUGGAAGCAAAAGCUUCAAACAUCUGUCGAUUUCCCUUUGGAGAACCUUGACCUGUCACAAUAUGUCAUUGGCCCUAAAAGCAUUUUGAAGAGAUACAACCUGUUUUCAGUAUCUAACCAUUAUGGGGGGCUGGACGGCGGGCACUACACAGCUUAUUGCAAAAAUGCUGCAAAACAGCGAUGGUAUAAAUUUGAUGAUCACGAAGUCUCUGACAUCUCUGCAUCCUCCGUGAAAUCUUCAGCUGCUUAUAUUCUCUUUUAUACAUCUUAUGAACAACGGGCUGCAGAUAUAGCCACUUAAAGGAAUGACCGAAGAUACAUUGGCUGUUUUAUAAAUGCACCAACCGUUACUGAGCUAUGACAAAUAUAAAGUUGAGUAAAGAAGGCUGCAGCAGUUUCUUGUCCAAAAUGUAUUUUAGUGCUAUUGCUGAAAAUUAAAUUAACUCUGCUGCUUGAUAUUGAAUAAUAUGUUUCAAAUUGACUUAUUUGUAGCUACGCUUGAAAAUUAUAAAUCUUGCUUAGUCAUUUGAAAAGUAUUAAGAGAUGGAUUCAAGAUGUCCUAAAACUCAAAGCAUAUCUUUCUUUCCUCUUUCCCACAUUUAUGGCCUUUUCACACUAACCUUAAGCUUGAUUCUACUGUGAAUAUCUUAGAAUGAGAUAAGAUAGGAAUGUAUGUGUACAUACUGACUGCAGAAUUGCACAUCCAACAUGUAUAUAAUAAAUAACAAUCCUUUGACAAAAA